Messenger RNA from Paralichthys olivaceus (Japanese flounder), 636 nucleotides. The record is from RefSeq and is a predicted model, not a curated record. NCBI's taxonomy places the organism in Eukaryota, Metazoa, Chordata, Actinopteri, Pleuronectiformes, Paralichthyidae.
AUGACUCCAGACAAACUUCAAGCCCAUUCAUGGUCAUACGAGAACCCCAGCACCUCAUGUCGAGGGUUCUAUCUUCUACGGGGGCUGCUGAUCAGACACUCUCACCUGCCUCAGGUGUAUGAAGCUCUGGCUGCUUUGCUAUUAGAGAAGACAACCCGUCACACUGUGGAUGGGAAGGUGCAUUUGGAUGAUACCCUACAGUCAAUGAUUGACAGUGAAGCAGAAGCUCCUGCUCAUCAGUUCUCUGUUGAAGCUGUCACAAUUUUGCUGGAGUUAGUCAAAAUUGUCAUUACUCAGCCUGUUACUCCAUUGAAGUGCACGCCAGGCACUGAUGCAUCCUGGGAGUUGCAGCUCCCAGCAAGUGUCAUGCAGUUUCUUUGUCUUCUCCAUAACCUUCGGCCAAGAGACCCACUGUGGGUAUCUCCAGAUUUCCUCCAUGCACUCGCUGGAACUGUUUACCCUCUGGACAGCUCAGCGAGUGUUGCUGAGCCUUCCCCAGUGAGGGACGAUCAGGACACAUUCAAAAGUUGUCAAACCAGGAAGCCAGUGUGCGACUUCAUUCGAAUACUGCUAAUGGACAGUCUCCUUAAUGUUUCUGCCAACACCAGCGCAUAUCCUCCUUUUCUGCUGCUGGAG